This is a messenger RNA of Peromyscus leucopus (white-footed mouse), 2058 nucleotides long. RefSeq names its product mitochondrial fission regulator 1 like (gene Mtfr1l). Gene Ontology annotation, cellular component: mitochondrion. Bases 342 to 1211 code for a protein of 289 amino acids. The record is from RefSeq and is a predicted model, not a curated record. The transcript is spliced from 7 exons. Gene Ontology annotation, biological process: aerobic respiration; mitochondrial fission. Lineage: Eukaryota; Metazoa; Chordata; Mammalia; Rodentia; Cricetidae.
CGGGGGGCGCGUCGUUGGCGGCCGUGAGGCCCUGCAUCCGGCCGGCCGGGGGACCCUCGCCCCUUCCGCGCAGCUGUCCGCCGGGCACCGCCGGGCAAACUUUCUCCCUGGCCCAGGACCGCCGGGGUCGAGGCCCUUCUUGGAGCCGAGCGGGUCUGCGGGGAGAGACGGCGCGUAGGGACGCGCGCACUGCCACCGCCGAGGGGGCCGCGGCCGCGCCGAGGAAAGAUCUCAUGCUUCCGGGAAUGGCCUGAUAUGAAGGAGUCAUACUUCCAGGUUUCCGAAGCUGCCCUGUGGGUGCCUUGUCCUUCAAGUGCAGGAGCCGGCUGGAACUAUCAGGAAUGGAAGCCAAUGUGACUAUCCCAAUCUGGCAAAACAAGCCACAUGGGGCUGCUCGAAGUGUGGUCAGAAGAAUUGGGACCAAUCUACCCCUGAAACCUUGUCCCCGAGCAUCCUUUGAGACUCUACCUAACAUUUCUGACCUGUGUUUGAGAGAUGUGCCUCCAGUCCCUACUCUGGCCGACAUUGCCUGGAUUGCUGCAGAUGAAGAGGAAACAUAUGCCCGGGUCAGGAGUGAUACGCGCCCGCUGAGACACACCUGGAAGCCCAGCCCUCUGAUUGUCAUGCAACGUAAUGCCUCAGUGCCCAAUCUUCGUGGGUCUGAGGAGAGGCUCCUGGCCCUCAAGAAGCCAGCCCUGCCUGCCCUAAGCCGCACCACUGAGCUGCAGGAUGAACUAAGCCACUUGCGCAGCCAGAUUGCUAAAAUAGUGGCGGCAGAUGCAGCUUCGUCUUCAUUAACGCCAGAUUUCUUAUCUCCAGGAAGUUCAAAUGUCUCUUCUCCUUUACCUUGCUUUGGAUCCUCAUUCCACUCUACAACUUCCUUUGUCAUUAGUGACAUCACUGAGGAGACUGAGGUAGAGGUCCCUGAGCUUCCAACAGUACCCCUGCUUUGUUCUGCCAGCCCUGAAUGUUGCAAACCAGAACACAAAGCUACCUGCAGCUCGUCUGAAGAGGAUGACUGCAUCUCUCUGUCCAAGGCCAGCAGCUUUGCAGACAUGAUGGGCAUCUUGAAGGAUUUUCACCGGAUAAAACAGAGCCAAGACCUGAGCCGGAGCUUACUGAAGGAAGAAGACCCUGCUGUGCUUAUCUCUGAAGUCCUUAGGAGGAAGUUUGCUCUGAAGGAAGAAGACAUCAGUAGGAAAGGAAACUGACAGCACUGACUGCAGAUUCAGUCUCAUGCUCCUGAACUUCAAUAGCUGCCUUCCUUGCUGCAGAUGUCUCUGCCUCAGAAGUCUGCAACAGUCUUGCCAACAAGCUAGGGCUUGGGCUGGAAGAGAAGAGCUGGAUUAUGUGUUACUUGCACUUAAACCUGACAGAAGCUAAAGUCUGUGGUGUGAGAUGAGGCAUUUGUUACAGGUAAUCUGGUAGGAUGGAGUGUCUGUUUAAGAGGUGAAGUUUGUUGUUUUUCUUAGUCUGUGUGCAAAUAGGCCCUAACUGAAUGCCUCAGUUCACUGCAUUAGACUCCAUAAUUGGUCUCUCUGGACGCUUUGUGCACAGCUGUCACUCUCAGCCGCCUCCCUGCAGCACCACGAGGCUAAUGGGGAGUGGCUCUUCAUGUUCAUAUUCACAGGGACGAUCUUAUGCUGCUCCAUCAUAAACCCACACCAGUGCCCAGCAAUCACCUUUUUCUUCUAGCUAUAGCGGUCAGGCCACUGGGCCAGCCAAGACGUGGCUGCAGCAGGGAGGCCUGGGCUAUUUUUUUCUUAAACAUAUUUUAUAAAACUACAACCAGAUCUACCCUCCCGGGCCUCAUUAGUUCCACUGAUUGACAUUUUUUUUCUUCCAUGGACUUAAGUCUAGGAAGGAGAAACAGGGAGAGAAAAGAGCAUACCAUCCUUCUUCUAGGACAAUAACUGAUUUCUCUGGGUUGGGCCAAGAUUUUAUUUACUGCAUCAUGCAUGACUCAGGUGCCCUCAGGGCCCUUUUCUCUAUGGUAUGAAUACUGCGUGUCUUGAGUUGAAGUACUACCUGACAUUAAAUGAAGGAUUUGGAAAAAUG